ACGGACCAAUCAGCGUCGCGGAGGAGGAGCGCGUCGGCCGCGUUCUACUUCCCUACAUUCAUUGGAGAGAGCGGAGCCUCGCAGCACAAACGGGCGGUGCAAACCCGCUUCCAUCAUCAUCAUCAUCACACUGGACCUGCAAAGAUCAGCCGUGAAAGAGCGUCGCAAGCCGCAUCGGCCAUUGACUGCACAUCAGCGCGGGCGUCGAGACUUCAGAUCCGCUGGAAAUGGCAGGGAUCCUGGCGUGGUUCUGGAACGAGAGGUUCUGGCUCCCGCACAACGUAACCUGGGCUGACUUGAAAAACACAGACGAGUCCACCUUUCCACAAGCCGAGGAUCUGUAUCUGGCGUGUCCUUUAGCAUUCUGCAUGUUUAUGAUCCGGCUGGUCUUUGAGAGGUUUAUUGCAAGGCCGUGUGCACUAGGUCUGAAAAUCCAGGCCAACGGGCCACAGAAAGCUCAGCCCAACGCCAUUCUGGAGAAGGUCUUCACUGCCAUCACCAAGCACCCCGAUGAGAAGAGGUUAGAGGGUCUGUCCAAGCAGCUGGACUGGGACGUGAGGACCAUCCAACGCUGGUUCAGACAACGACGCAACCAGGAGAAACCGAGCACGCUGGCGCGCUUCUGCGAGAGCAUGUGGAGGUUCACGUUUUACCUGUACAUAUUUACGUACGGUGUGCGCUUCCUGAAGAAGAGCCCGUGGCUGUGGAACACCCGAGAGUGCUGGUACAACUACCCCUAUCAGCCGUUAACCGUGGAUUUGCAUUACUUCUACAUACUGGAGCUGUCCUUCUAUCUGUCACUGCUCUUCUCGCAAUUCACAGACAUCAGAAGAAAGGACUUUCUCCUGAUGUUCCUGCAUCAUGUGGCCACCAUCUCUCUAAUCACCUUCUCAUAUGUGAAUAACAUGGUUCGGGUGGGAACGCUGGUCAUGUGCCUGCACGAUGCUGCCGACGUCCUGCUGGAGGCUGCUAAAAUGGCCAACUACGCCAAAUGCCAGAGACUCUGCAACGUCCUGUUUGUCAUGUUUGCCCUGGUGUUCAUCAGCUCCAGGCUGGGAGUGUAUCCUGUAUGGAUUUUAAACACCACUGUGUUUGAGAGCUGGGAGAUCGUCGGGCCGUACCCGUCGUGGUGGGUGUUUAACGUGCUGCUCGUCCUGCUGCAGGCCCUGCACACCUUCUGGUCGUAUCUCAUAGUGCGCAUCGCCUGCAGGGCCAUCUCCAGAGGAAAGGCGGGAAAAUGGAAUCCUUUACAUGUGUCAAAGGAUGACCGCAGUGACAUUGAGUCCAGCUCUGAUGAAGACGAGGUUCUUCCUCCUCCUCAGAAACACCACACUAACGGGACCAACGGCGCCCACGGCACCAACGGCUACCUGUCCUCGUCCCCAUGCCCAGACGAACACUAACUGUCCGCCCAGCGUAGAGGACGUUUCACUGGGCCCCAGCUGCAUCACUCUCCGUUGUGUGAAAUCAUGUAUGAACAUUACCGGUCCCGAACUGGAACUUCUCAAUAAUGUGAAUGCGGUUCUGUUUCGGUUGGUCGCUUUUCACCAUUUCCCCCAGAUGUUUUGUGUUCCAUUCGUUGGCUUUUGUUUUUGUGGUGGUUUAUUCUGCGACAUUCGUUAUAGAAGCACCUUUUAGAUUCAGUGCGGCUCACUCUUUUCUUUUGAGCAAGUGAAUGAAAGCGCCGUUCUUUCAUAAUCACGUGAGCAUGCUGCUGCGGUCAUGUAUUCUGGCAUCAUGGGAACAGUAGUUUUCUUGGAUUAGUGUUAUUUUCUAUUUAUUAAUUUUUGUAUCUUUAAUAAAUUUGCAUUUCUCUGUUUGUUUGGUUUUUUAACAUACAUUCCACUUUUCCACGACAAGAUGUUGGUGCUGGAGCUGGUGCCCAGUGUAGAACCGCUCUGGGUGCGUUUCCUAAAAGCAUUAUUAGCCAACUAUGGUCACAAGGUCCAACAAAUAUAUGCAAAACGCAUCGCAAAGUUGUGUUGUUGGAACCUCAGCUGUCCACCUGUAGUUAAACGCAUUUAUCCGCUAACAUAAAAAUGUUCAAUGAACGUUUUGCUAACAAUUCCAUUAAGUUAUAAAAACAGUCUCUGAAUGUUCAAAGUGUAGUUUUUUAAAUGUUUUAACGUUAAUGUUUUUUUUAAGGUUAACAUUUUUUCUUGGUUUCGCGAACGUUACUAGAACAUUUAAUUUUAUAAUUGUCAAACAUUAUGGGAACGUUAUGAAAAAGGAGAAUCCAAGGCACUCUUCUUCAAAAUUAUUUUAAAAGCCUUUAUUUUACUGGCUAUUUCAUAUUAGAAAAUAUAAAAGACAUGGGAAAAAAAAAAUCUGGGAACGUUACUUUUAAAUGUACAUUUAAAAAAACGUUAAGACAAGCAUCCAAAAACAUUUCCCAAAACAUACCAUAUGCAAGCACAGUAUGUGAAUGUCAAAUACUUUUUUGUGCAUUCCAAAAGAAAUUGUGAUUCAAAGCACAAUAUUUUGAGCAAAAUCUUGCAAGUUGAAGCAAGUUAGUUGAACCGUUUUAAUUAGCUAGCUACUCAAACAACACUGACAGGUUACUAGUACCGACAUCAGUAACUUCUCAUAACUUUAACUACAUUCUGGCAAACUUCUGUCAAAUGUUAUGAACAAACAUUAUUCCAGUAAAUAGAAUGUUUAUUCAAAGUUAUUUGAUCUUUAAUAAUGUCAGCAAAAAUGCUUAUACCAUGAUGAUAUACCAUUCAUGAUCCCCCCCCACCCCCCCAUCGGAUAUUCAUUCAAGGUUUUUUUUAAUGGUAUUUGUUUCAGAACGUUCAACGGUAAUGUUCCCAUAAUGUUUGCAAAAUUCUAAAAUGGACUGUUAAUGCUUGUAUAACCAAGAAAUAAAAACAUUUUACAUUUUGAAUGUUCAUAGAAAAUUAGAAAUUUCUUUUCAUAACUUGAAAGGUACAAAACAUUCUUAGAACAUAUUUUUGUUAGCUGGGUUUCUUGGCAGUUUGACUACUGAGAAUAACUUGUACUGCAUCGGCAAGUAUUCACUUCUGCAUUUGUAUUUGCAUAUAAUGUGUGUGGCCUUAAAUCUGCUGGUUUCAAAUAAGGAAAUGAUAACAUCAGAACAUCUAGUUUUGGUUAUCAUCAACAAAGCAGUCUAAACUGGAAAUGCUUAAUGUGGUGACUCGCAUUUAUCUUGUGAACACCCUGGUUUUAUUUUUGUGAUGUUGCAUGGCAACUUCAGAUUCUACAUUUAAACAGAGCGAUGCACUAUAAUUAUUGGUUACACUUUAUUUUCCACUUUAGACAUUCUACUAACUAUAAGUAACUUUGUAACUACAUGUCAGCUAAGUCUCAUUCAUUUGCAACUACAUGUCUGCCAACUCUCAGUAGGGUAGGUUUAGGGUUAGUAGAAUAAUUUGACAUAUACUUGCAAAGAUUCUUAUAGUCAGUAUGUUGUAAGUAAAGUGUUAGAAGAUAUUAAGCAGACAGUGUACUAAUACUCUAAUGACUGCUAGUUGACAUGUAGUUGCAAAGUUACUUACUGUUAGUAGAAUGUCUAAAGUGGACUAUCGAAAUAAAGUGUUACCUAAUUAUUUGUAGGAAGGUUAUGCAGUAACAAUCACUUACAUGAUUUAAAUUGAGAGAUUCAUAAAUUCUCCAGCUGAGCAUCAGCUCCGACACGAGCAACAGCGUCAAUUUCGUGGAAUGGAGUAACAGUGUUUUAAAAUGGUCAAUUUACUCAAAAUAAUCCUUUGUUCAAAUGAACUAGUGGUUUAUUACGAAUCAAUGACAUUCCUUCACCAAACAUAUUUUCACAUGUACACUAUCAUUCAAAAGAUUGGGGUUGGUGAGAUGUUUUUGAAAGAAGUGUCUUCUGCUCAUCAAGGCUGCAUUUAUUUGAUCAAAAAUACAGUAAAAAGUAUUAAUACAGUGAGAUAUUAUUACAAUUUAAAAUAACUGUUCUCUAUUUGAUUAUAUUUUAAAAUGUAAUGUAUGUAAAAUAUGAAUUUUCAGCAUCAUUACUCCAGUCUUCAGUGUCACAUGAUCCUUCAGAAAUCAUUCUAAUAUGCUGAUUUGCUGCUUAAGAAACAUUUCUUAUUAUCAAUGUUGAAAACAGUUGUGCUGCUUCGUAUUUUUGUGGAAAUACAUGUAGUGAUGCCUUUUUUCAGGAUUCUUUGAUGAAUAGAACGUAUAAAAAACAGCAUUUAUUUAAAAUAUAAAUAUUUUGUAACAUUAUAAAUGUCAUUUUUGAUCAAUUUAAUGCAUCCUUGCUGAAUAAAAGUAUUAGUUUCUUUCAAAAUAAAAAUCUUUGGAAUGGUAGUGUACGUUGAUAAUGGGAAGCCUGUAUCAUUGUUUCGGUGCUGAAAAGAAAAGGGACACUUAUUGUGUAUUUUAUCGAGAAAUCUUGCCUGAAUUGGGAAAAACAUACUGUAUUCUGCUUCUUUUAAGGAAAGUGUUUUAGUAUAAAACUUGCACCUUUGGAAAGUGUUCGUGUUAUUUCCAGGAAAAAAAAAAAAAGGUAUUUCAAUGUGACUUUACUUAAAAGAAAUAGUGAAAUUUAUCAAGUGAUUACUGAUUAAUACCAUCAAGUCAGCAGGUAUAAAGAAUCUAAUGUCCCGUGAUUAUAUUUGAUUAUCAGUUCUCACUGAAUCCCAGUCAUAUUUCAAAAUAGGUUCGGUUUUAUUAUUGUGCUCACACUUCAGAAAAUAGGUACAUAUGAGAUUAUGAAAUAUAUCAAACUAUCACACUGUUUGAAUGAACAUACUUACAUGCACUUUGAUGAAUAAGUGGCACCAAACACUGGUCUUAUUUCUUAUUGUUAUGUUGUCUGUUUUUUUAAUUAGCUUUUUUGAGUUUGGAAUAAAAGAUUCUUCCUGUUUUCCUCAUGCAUUUGAUCAUCAUUCAGCCGAGCUUUAAUUAAAGCUUUUGAUUUGAGUGUUUUGAUGCUGUUUCUUUCAGUGUUGGGAAGGUCGCUGUGCUGUCUGUUUUGAGCUGGAGAAGCGCUACAGCUAAUUAGCCGUCAUCUUAUUUGCACUGCAGACAGGUUGCUGUGUUAUGUGGUUUACAUUUGAUGUCAAAAAGGUGAAGAUUUAAAAAAAUAAAAAACUGUAUUCUCUGCCUUUGCUGGAAAACUGAUCAUCAGCGGUACUAAUGAAUUAUGUUGCCAUGUAUUUUAAAUAAACACGA
Onychostoma macrolepis is the source of this 5163-nucleotide messenger RNA. RefSeq names its product ceramide synthase 6 (gene cers6). Gene Ontology annotation, cellular component: membrane. The coding region runs from base 228 to 1403 and encodes 391 amino acids. Gene Ontology annotation, molecular function: sphingosine N-acyltransferase activity; DNA binding. The record is from RefSeq and is a predicted model, not a curated record. The transcript is spliced from 11 exons. Gene Ontology annotation, biological process: ceramide biosynthetic process. NCBI's taxonomy places the organism in Eukaryota, Metazoa, Chordata, Actinopteri, Cypriniformes, Cyprinidae.